This is a messenger RNA of Betta splendens (Siamese fighting fish), 1226 nucleotides long. It is a transcript of the gene atp6ap1la, whose product is annotated as ATPase H+ transporting accessory protein 1 like a. Gene Ontology annotation, cellular component: proton-transporting V-type ATPase complex. The record is from RefSeq and is a predicted model, not a curated record. The coding region runs from base 99 to 1103 and encodes 334 amino acids. The transcript has 8 exons. NCBI's taxonomy places the organism in Eukaryota, Metazoa, Chordata, Actinopteri, Anabantiformes, Osphronemidae.
CCAAUCCUGUUUGACGCUUCUUUUCUCUGCCUUUUCUGAUUGGCUGAUUUAUGAGUCUGUCAGGGGGUUUAGGGCCGGUGGGCUGAUUAAAGUAGAUUAUGAGGGAAGAGGCUGUGCAUCACAGUCUGGUCACUACAGCGAUGGCUUCACCAUGGAGACACUGCUGCAUCCAGCUCCUCUCUCUCCUCCUCUUCCUCUGUAUCCAGGCAUCUACUUGUCUCCACCAUGAACCUGUUGCCAGAGCUCCUGUGUCCACAGUCCAAGACGAGGAGACAGCCUGGAGGGACGGACGGGUGUGGACGAGCCGAGCUCUGGUACCUGCAGACCAAAUGCUCAGUCAACUGCAGGCUCCAGAUGCAUCUCGGAGGAAGUUACUUCAGACGCCAGGAGCUGCGGUUCCCUUCCCUCCUCUCAGGGUGUUCACCAAUGGGAAGCCAUGCAUCCUGUUCCAGGCCAGGAAGCUGUCAGUCCGAUAUGAGAAGCAGAAGCAGCUGGACCUGACAGAACGGGCCUUCUCUCCUCCCGUCGACACCAGCCAGUCCGUCUGCCACGGCGACAAGGCCACACUCGUAAUGAGGUUUGGAGACGUGGAGGAUUUAAGAGGUCUGUUUAUCAGACUGCAGCUUUCCAACACCUUCUUUGAGUCGUCAGCUGAGUGGUGGUUCUCCGUCGACAGCGUCUCUCUGCUCUACAACUCCUCUGAAGAGGCCGUGUUCAACGUCACCGAGGUGUAUGCGCCGGCGUCCUCCUCCUACCACUGCCUCCACGUCAGCAACCUGCAGCGCUUCAGCACGCUGCUGCUGCCCAGCACCGAGCAGGCGCGGCGCUGGGCCGUCACCUUCACCGACCUCCAGAUUCAGGCGUUCAACAUCACCUCCGGUAAGUUUUCUCCAGCGAGCAGCUGCACCACCUUCCUGACACCAGCCAUCCUGAUGGGCCUCGUCACCUCCCUCAUCCUGCUGCUGGUCCUCGCCUACGCCCUGCACAUGGUCAUCCACCUCAAACACAUCGAACAUGACGAAGAGCACAAGGCCCACGUUUACUUCCCCCCAAACCCUGAACAGUGCUGUGUUGAAAAUGUUACAGAGAAAAACAAUCAGUGAGAUGAGAGUGUUUUAGUACUUUUUUAAUUACAUGUUUAUUGUGAUUUUCCUACAAUUUUAUAUAAAUGCAGUACGAAUAAUGAAUAAUAAUGAAUAUGAAUAAAAUAUCUUCCUGUCCACCUA